Molecule: messenger RNA, 1491 nt
Organism: Marchantia polymorpha subsp. ruderalis
Lineage: Eukaryota; Viridiplantae; Streptophyta; Marchantiopsida; Marchantiales; Marchantiaceae
Source: the annotation of a GenBank genome assembly
CAUCCUGUCCAAGUGCAGUAGGGAUUCAAGAUUUAGGACCCAUUUCCGAAAUUGCACCAAUGCUGCUGCAGUAAGCGCGGGCCUCUCCAUUUCAUAUGCACCGUGUGUCGACGCGUACUGGGACGGAAGGCUCAAUCACUUAAUGCAUAGUGGAAGUCCGUCAGAGUCCGGAAGUCAGCUUCAGAGAGUUCGCUAGUUUUAAUCUUUGAGAUCUCACAACUCACUUCCGUUCGGGUUGCGUUGCCUCUGUGAUCAUGGCUUGGCGGAUGAAUGAAAAAACGGUUCUUCUGUUUCUUGUGAUCGUGUGUGGCUUAGGGGUGACGUCUUCUGAAGGAGUGAGUUCGGUGAUCAAGGUACUCAGUUCUGAGAGUGUGAGUAACUGGAGUGAGAUUGUCAGCGCGACAACGGAGGGUGGAGUCCACAAUGAUGUGGAGCGAUCUCUUAGAGAAGUUCUGAACUUCAGCCGGGAUGAUAUUUAUGCGAUCCGGUCUAGCACCUCUAUAAAGACGAUUUAUUACUGCCAGUCCGCUUUCAAUUCGACGGGCUCCUGGCGAUCGGGAUGGCAGUGCGAAUCGGCAAGGCCUGCACGUCUCCCGGGAUUUUUCCACCACCAUUUCGUCGUUCAUCUGAGAGGAACAAACUCCGAAGGCGAACUCCUUAAGCUCUCCACCAGAAAGUUACACAUAUCUGAGAGUGUGAGUAACUGGUGGGAGAUUGUCAGCGCGGGAUUUUUCCACCACCAUUUCGUCGUUCAUCUGAGAGGAACAAACUCCGAAGGCGAACUCCUUAAGCUCUUCACCAGAAAGUUACACAUAUCUGAGAGUGUGAGUAACUGGUGGGAGAUUGUCAGCGCGACAACGGAGGGUGGAGUCCACAAUGAUGUGGAGCGAUCUCUCAGAGAAGUUCUGAACUUCAGCCGGGAUGAUAUUGAUGCGAUCCGGUCUAGCACCUCUGUAAAGACGAUUUAUUACUGCCAGUCCGCUUUCGCUUCGACGGGCUCCUGGCGAUCGGGAUCGCAGUGCGAAUCCGCAAGGCCUGCACGUCUCCAGGGUUUUUUCCACCACCAUUUCGCCGUCGUUCAUCUGAGAGCAACAAACUCCGAAGGCGAACUCCUUGAGCUCUUCAUCAGCGCCGAAAAGGAACGUACAGGACAAGGAGGAGGGACUUCGGGGAUCUACAUCAACUUAAUGACCGAGUGUGAGCUCCAGAUGCUCGAGGAUAAUACUUUAUUAACCUGGGAUGUUUUCUCGAUCCAGGUGCCGCUCGAUGUUCUAAUCACAAAGCUUUUUGAAGGACAUGAUACAGGCUAUAACCUUGUCAACAAAAAUUGCUGGGAUUACGCGAAGGGGGCGUGCAGAAGUGUAUUCCUGCUACUAAGCCAGCAACCUGGUGCCACCCCUAAGCAGAAGCAAAUCCUCUUAGAGAAGGCUGACAAAGUGAGUCUCCUUGUAAACAGAAAAGCCACUUGGGACGCCUUUAAAAUAUAUGCAA